Molecule: messenger RNA, 3432 nt
Organism: Girardinichthys multiradiatus
Lineage: Eukaryota; Metazoa; Chordata; Actinopteri; Cyprinodontiformes; Goodeidae
Product: transcriptional repressor CTCF-like
Exons: 13
Coding region: 178-2439 (753 amino acids)
Biological process (GO): regulation of transcription by RNA polymerase II
Cellular component (GO): nucleus
Molecular function (GO): RNA polymerase II transcription regulatory region sequence-specific DNA binding; DNA-binding transcription factor activity, RNA polymerase II-specific
Source: RefSeq, a predicted model, not a curated record
GAUAGGCCGCCAUUUUGUGCUAGGCCUACUCCUCCAAAGCGGGAGAAAAUUAAGAGCUCGGCGCAGAGCACACACCACCGUCUGCUGCAGGAUUGAGAGGAGCAACCGCCGGCCCUGAGCUUCGAAGUGACUCCAACGGGGAAAAGAACCAACCAGGACGUUGGUUAGCCCACUGCCAUGGAGGGCGAGGUCGUGUCCAUGGAGUCAGCUCAGGCCGCUGUCCUGGCCUCUGAUGGAAAGGUCCUAUCAGAGGGCAGAGAGACCUUGAUACAAGCGGCGCAUGGAGAAGUGGCUGGUAACAUGGACAUGAUGGUGAUGGAUGCGCUGGAUCCAACAUUGCUGCAGAUGAAAACAGAAGUGUUGGAGGGCGGCGGCACUGUGACGGUUACCGGUGGAGACGAGGGUCAGAUCAUCACGCUUCAGGUGGUGAAUAUGGAAGAGCAGGCUGGUGCCGCCUUAGGUCUCGGUCAGCUUCAGCUGGUGCAGGUACCAGUCACAACCACUGUAGAGGGGCUCCAGGCCACUUUUGUAGGGGCGUCAGCCGGCAACAAGGAUGCAGAACCAGUUAUCUGCCACACCCUUCCCCUGCCCGAGGGCUUCCAGGUUGUAAAAGUGGGAGCAAAUGGUCAGGUGGAGACUGUAGAGCAGGAAGAGCUCCAAGCAGCCCACGAUGAGCUCCAAGCAACACAGGAGGAGGAAGAGGAAGAUGAGGAAGUGGGAGAACCUGAACCUGCUCUCCCUCAGCAAGAUGACCCAGAAUGGUCAAAGGAUCCAGACUACCAACCCAUAGCUGCUAUCCGCAAAGGGAAAAAGGGCAAAAAAAGCCGACUUCGGUAUGCAGAGGGAGAUCGUGACAUGGAUGUUUCUGUGUACGACUUUGAGGAAGAACAACAGGAGGGGCUGCUGUCAGAGGUCAAUGCUGAGAAGGUUGUGGGCAACAUGAAACCUCCAAAGCCCACCAAGAUCAAGAAAAAAGGUGUGAAGAAAACCUUCCAAUGUGAGCUCUGUAGUUAUACCUGUCCAAGGCGUUCUAAUCUGGAUCGACACAUGAAGAGCCACACGGAUGAGAGGCCGCACAAAUGUCACUUGUGUGGCAGAGCCUUCAGAACAGUCACACUGCUGAGAAACCACCUGAACACACACACAGGUACUCGGCCACAUAAAUGCACAGAUUGUGACAUGGCGUUUGUGACCAGUGGAGAGUUGGUGCGUCAUCGUCGCUACAAACACACCCAUGAGAAGCCCUUUAAGUGUUCAAUGUGCGACUAUUCCAGUGUGGAGGUGAGUAAGUUGAAGAGGCACAUCCGCUCUCAUACUGGGGAACGGCCUUUUCAGUGCAGUCUUUGCAGCUAUGCCAGCAGAGACACUUACAAGCUAAAAAGACACAUGAGGACACAUUCAGGGGAGAAGCCGUACGAGUGCUACAUCUGCCAUGCUCGUUUUACCCAGAGCGGCACCAUGAAGAUGCACAUUCUGCAGAAACACACGGAAAACGUGGCCAAGUUCCACUGCCCGCACUGUGAUACUGUGAUUGCACGCAAGAGUGAUCUGGGUGUUCACUUGCGAAAGCAGCACUCGUUUAUCGAGACUGGGAAGAAAUGUCGUUACUGUGACGCUGUGUUUCACGAGCGCUACGCUCUGAUCCAACACCAGAAGACUCACAAGAAUGAGAAACGUUUCAAGUGUGACCAGUGUGAUUACUGCUGCAGACAGGAGCGCCACAUGAUUAUGCACAAGCGAACACACACGGGAGAGAAGCCAUUUGCCUGUAGCCAGUGUGAGAAGACUUUCCGACAGAAGCAACUUCUGGAUAUGCAUUUCAAGCGUUACCAUGAUCCAAACUUUGUUCCCACUGCCUUUGUCUGCAGCAAGUGCAGCAAGACCUUCACUCGCAGGAACACGAUGCUGCGUCAUGCGGAGAACUGCAUGGGCGAAGCUGAUGGAGAUGAAAACGGAGCUCCCUCCCCCAAGAAGGGUCGGCGUGGCAGAAAGAGGAAGAUGCAGGCCAGGAGGGACGAUGAUGACGAUGAUGAUAUCACAGAGGGUGAACUGGAUGAAGCAGAAGACGAGGAGGAUGAAAUGCUAAAUGAGAUUGAAGUGGAACAGGCUGAACCAGUUGUCCCAAUUCCUGCACCAGUUGAGCCCCCGGUGAAAAGGAAACGUGGACGCCCCCCUAAGCAUAAGCCUGACACUGCUGCCAUCAUCCGUGUAGAGGACGAGGCUACAGGAGAGGUCGACGACAUCAUUGUAAAGAAGGAGGUCGGAGCGGAGCAGGAAGAGGAUGCGGAGGAGGAGGUGGUGGUUGGUGCUGUCAAGUCAACCCUUCAGAUGGAGGAGCUGUCUCAGGUAGAAGGGGAAGCUGAGGAGGUGCAGCUGAACGAGGCCCCUCCUAAUGGAGACCUGACCCCUGAGAUGAUCCUCAGCAUGAUGGACCGAUGAUUUAUGUGAAGGUGGAAUCUAUAAAAACACCUAGACUUUUCGUUAAAUCUUUAUUUUAAUUUUUGGCAUUUAGGAUAACAAAACCUUGCACCAUGCACAGAAAAAACCAUCACUGUUGUAAUUUAAAAAUGUACUUUUUAAUCGUGUCGAUAAAGACUUUGGACAACUGAGGGAGAAAAUGUUAAUAAGGAUUUAUCAAACCAAAAACAAAUUUUAGUACAUUUAAGUUUGGGGUGGCUGUAAUUUGCUGUAGUUUGUUUUUAUCUAUGGGUGAUUUGGCUUGAGACUCUUAAAAAAGUUCUGGAUGAGCUUUUUAAUCUUUUGUAGGACUUUUUCUUGCCAUUUUAGGCUGAUUAUAGAGUGUGUAAAUAGAAAUUGAGUAUUUAAAGCCCAAACUGGAAGUAAUUGUACGAACAAGCAACUGCCUCUAAUUACGGCCACUUCAAAUUACGAACCAUGAAAUUUCUUGACAUUUUGUUAUCUUCCUCUGGUUAGUAAAUACUUUAAAAAAAAAUCAUAUUCUAGUUUUUAAAAGCUUAAUAGACAGCUUCUUUCAUGCUCCUUUCCUGCUACUGUAAUACCUGUAGAAGAUGUGUAUGUACUAAAGUGUCACAGACAUAAAAAAAAAAAAAAAAAAAGCUUUGCUCUCGUGUGUAGUCAUUCCACAUUGGGUUAAUGUUUUCUUUUUUACCAUUGGCAAAGCUAUGUAGCAGCUUCAAUGACCUUUUUAAUAACUGUGUUGCAGAUGAGAACAGAUGUAGGAUUGUACAACCAAUAAAAACCAGUCAUGAGGCUGGUGUUUUAGGUUUCUGCAGUUGUAAUGAUGUGUAUUUUUAAAGGAACUGGUUUUGGCUCUGCUGAUAUGUUUAUUGGUACAGUAAUAGCAAGAGUUCGCUUGACAUUUUGUUAAAAUUGGCUGGAGAAAGAUGACAAAAUGAGAAAUGUCAGCAUAUUUUGCUUGCAAAUAUAUUUUAUUAAAUUGGAAAACUUGAA